Juglans microcarpa x Juglans regia is the source of this 453-nucleotide messenger RNA. Its product is annotated as basic leucine zipper 4-like. The transcript has a single exon. Bases 1 to 453 code for a protein of 150 amino acids. The record is from RefSeq and is a predicted model, not a curated record. Gene Ontology annotation, cellular component: nucleus. Gene Ontology annotation, biological process: positive regulation of DNA-templated transcription. Gene Ontology annotation, molecular function: transcription cis-regulatory region binding; DNA-binding transcription factor activity. NCBI's taxonomy places the organism in Eukaryota, Viridiplantae, Streptophyta, Magnoliopsida, Fagales, Juglandaceae.
AUGGUUUUGUCCCGAAAACCGGUCGAAUUCCGAUAUCCAGUUUCCAAAGAAACUGGGUUCACGACAGAUGAACUCCAAAAACUCUUGUCCUUCUUUCCCUCAAGACAUUCAGUCGGUCAAAACUCCAGUACUACUUCUGAAGACUCGUUCCGAGCUAUCUAUUCUAAUGAUGAGAAGAAGCUUCGGCGCAUGAAAUCGAAUCGGGAAUCAGCCCAACGGUCACGCUGGCGAAAGAAGAGGCAUCUUGCCGACCUUAAAGACAAAGCGAACCAAUUGAAAAUGGAGAAUCAAGAAUUGAAGAACCAGUUGGGCCUAGCUUUACGUCAGAGUCACGCGAUAGGGGAGAAUAAUCAAGAGUUAAUAUUUGAGUCCAUGACUCUCCGUGACAAACUUUCGAAUCUAUACAGGAUUUUAUUUACCAUGCAAACACCAUAUAAAAGCAUGAAAUCCUGA